Messenger RNA from Medicago truncatula (barrel medic), 1287 nucleotides. Its product is annotated as F-box/LRR-repeat protein At1g55660. Gene Ontology annotation, molecular function: protein binding. NCBI's taxonomy places the organism in Eukaryota, Viridiplantae, Streptophyta, Magnoliopsida, Fabales, Fabaceae. The transcript has 3 exons. The record is from RefSeq and is a predicted model, not a curated record. The coding region runs from base 1 to 1287 and encodes 428 amino acids.
AUGAAGAAAAGAAGGAAACUACGAGAAUCUAAGGAAAAGUGGUUUCAUUAUUCAGCUUCUUCUUCUACGGUUCAGGUUAAUUGUUACUCCCAGGAGGCACUCUACAAUUGUGAAAACGAUUUGGUCGAUAGAAUAAGUGAUUUACCAGAUGAGUUACUGCUUUACAUUCUCUCUUUUCUCCAAACCAAACUGGCUUUUACUACGUCCAUUCUUUCCAAGCGGUGGACCGCACUCUGCUAUUCACUCCCUGUUGUUGAGAGCUUCCGGAGUUUUGUCAAUAAUGUCAUCCUCUCUCCUCUUUCAACCAACAAACCCAUCAAAAAAAUUUCCCUCAAGUAUGACUUUAGAUACCACCCAGAAAAUAGUAGAUUUAACGUGACAAAUUGGCUCCAAGAGGCAAAAAAACCUCAUAUAGAGGAAAUUCAUCUCACUUUGCCUUUCCACACCUUAAAGCAUGUUAUUUUCGUCUCGCAAACUCUUGUUGUUCUCAAACUUCAAAGUUUAUAUGUUGGAAAGGAUACUUCAAGUGUUCAUCUUCCAUCACUCAAAACCCUAAAUCUGACAUCAGUUUCUUUUGAAAAUCGGGAUGAUUACAUAAAUUUUCUCAAUGCUUGUCCUAUCCUAGAAGAUUUGCAUGCUGAACUUAUCUAUUUUAUGAGACAUGAUGAAAACAAUGCAGCAGAAGAAGGGCUUAAACCCUUGACAUUGCCUAUGUUGGUUAGAGUGAGUAUAGGGAUAAUGGAUGGUCUGUUUAAUGGUAUUAAUAAUGUCAAGUUUCUACGCAUAGUCAUGGAAUGCACAGGAGCGUUCUCUUUGAAAGCCAUUCCACUCUUUCCAAACUUAAUUUCCAUCGAACUACUGUUUCCUAGUUAUUCAUAUAUUUGUUGGUAUGGUGUAGUAAAACUGCUCCGCCAUUGUCCCAAGCUUCAAAUUCUUUUCAUUAAAAAGUGGAGAUAUAGGUUUACCAGCUUAUACGGGGAAUUGGACUGCCCAUAUCCGGUUCUUGAUUGCGAUACAUCUAACCUCAGAUCAUGUACUAUUUUAAACUUUGACGGCUCGGAUAAUGAUCUUCGAUUUGCAAAAUAUAUUUUAAAGAAUGGGAGUCUUUUACAGGAGAUGAGAAUUGGUGUUACUACUGAAGGAAUGGUUUUGGGAAUAGAUGAAAUUAUAGAAGAAUUUUCCUCCUAUUCUAGGAUAACUCAAGGAUUUCUGUGCUUUCCAUUUAAUCCUGUUUGUUAUCAGAUUUGUUUGAUUGUGCAAAUUACUGGAAUAUGUUGGCAUUAUUAA